AAAUAGUUCUGAUUCUCGCUCAUUGUGUUGCUUGAAACGUAGACAUGGUCAUGGCGAAGAACAUUUGCAGACGGAAGCCCUAGACUUCGAAAGUCAUACUCAAGAGGAUCACGGGAGGAACAAAAUGGAUGAAUCUAAGCCAAUGUCUGCGCAGCAGCAGCAGAAACUCAUCCUUCAACAACACCAAUUACAGCAGCAACAAUUACAGCAGCAACAGCGUCAACAGCAACUCCUCCUGUUGCAACAGUUGCAGAAACAGCAACAACAGGCGGCGAUGUCGAGGUUUCCAUCGAAUAUCGAUGUGCAUCUCCGGACCCCGGGAUUAAUUCAGAGCCGACCCAUCAACCCGUCUCAGCAGAGCUCUAACCCUAACCCUAAUCAUAGCCCUAAUUUGGUGCAGCAGUCUCCGAACUUGCAGCACCAGCAGAAUAUGUCGAGUAGUCAGCAACAGCAGCAGAAAUUGAUGCGACCGUUGAACCACAUGGAGCUUCAGUUCUCUUACCAGGACGCUUGGCGUGUCUGCCAUCCGGAUUUCAAGCGGCCUUUCUCUUCUCUUGAAGACGCUUGCGAAAGAUUAUUGCCUUACCAUGUCGUAGCAGAUUAUGAAGCAGAAGAGGACGAUAGAAUCCUUGAUUCAGACACAACGGGCCAGACUCUAUCCCGCUCCCAGCAAUGGGAUAACAACAUCGCAGCUAAAGUUGCAGAGUUCGCGGCGACAUUCGAGAAACAAGCCCUAGCUUUUAACAUAAUAACUCGAAAGAGAGCCAUAGGAGAGUUCAGAUCUGAGGAAAGGUUGAUGAUAGAACAAGCUUUGCUCCAAGAAGAGAGAAAAACCUUGUUCAAAUUAAAAGCAGAGAUGGAUCAGGAGAAAGCUGGUCGGGAGGCUCAAGAGGCUCAGGAGGCUAAGUUGCGAAUGGCAGCUAUGGCACAGGCAGGACAAGUAAGGGCAGAGUUGCAGGCCCAUGCUGAGAUCAUUUCUCACAACCCGAUAAGAGCAAAUGCGAUUUUGAAUCAGGGAAACAAUGGUCCGCUAAGUCAUGAGAUGGAGCCUAACAUCAACCUUGAUGAGAUGGUGAAUGGAUGGGGAAACAACAGCCAGAGAGAUGAGAAGGAACCCUCAGAAGAUUUCUUGAAUGAUGAGGAAAAUGAAAAUGGAGAAACAGAUGAGCAAGAGAACUGGCGUGAAGGCGGAGAAUUUGAUUUGAAUUGCCAGUAAGAAUGAAUGGAAUUGUUUUUUCUAGGUGAAGGAUGCAUUCAGUGUCCUGAACAUAUAACCAUUCGCGAGCAAUUACACGAUAGGAUCCGUGUGUCGGAAAUGGGGGGAUCGUGUUGAAGUUCAUGAUCCUGGAUCCGCAAGUCGGGAUGUGCUCAGAUUCGGCAAAGGCCAAUGUCCAGUUCUGCUCCAGACAGGCAACUACUGCUGUCCAUCUUCUCUGUCUCGUGUUCAUAGCUUCUGUUAGAUGUGGUAAUGUGUCUUGAGAUACCAUUCUCAUCUAAAAACCUUGAAAUACAUUUCCAUGAACAUGAAUAUAAGAAUAAGAAGAAAAAUAUAGAGAAGAUAUGAUUUCAUAUA
Molecule: messenger RNA, 1573 nt
Organism: Tarenaya hassleriana
Lineage: Eukaryota; Viridiplantae; Streptophyta; Magnoliopsida; Brassicales; Cleomaceae
Exons: 2
Coding region: 125-1216 (363 amino acids)
Biological process (GO): positive regulation of DNA-templated transcription
Cellular component (GO): SWI/SNF complex
Source: RefSeq, a predicted model, not a curated record